Penicillium alfredii is the source of this 720-nucleotide messenger RNA. RefSeq lists its product as uncharacterized. Gene Ontology annotation, biological process: protein polyubiquitination; proteasome-mediated ubiquitin-dependent protein catabolic process. Lineage: Eukaryota; Fungi; Ascomycota; Eurotiomycetes; Eurotiales; Aspergillaceae. Bases 1 to 720 code for a protein of 239 amino acids. The record is from RefSeq and is a predicted model, not a curated record. The transcript is spliced from 3 exons. Gene Ontology annotation, molecular function: ubiquitin conjugating enzyme activity.
AUGGCGGAACGUAUCUUGAUGAACGAAUUUCGGUCUCUGUCGCAGGAGAAAUGGGUGAAUAUCGAGCUCCACGACGAUGACAUCUUCAAGUGGGAUGUGGCUCUGAUCGUGCUCAACCCGGACUCGAUGUACUACGGUGGCUAUUUGAAGGCGUCCAUGGCCUUCCCCUCCAACUACCCAUAUUCCCCCCCCACGUAUGAACUCCCCUGUCGGAUUUCCUAUUACGAUUUCCGUUUCCUACAAUCCAUCCUCCACCCGAACAUCUACCCCGACGGCCGACUAUGCAUCUCUAUCCUGCACCCCCCAGGCGACGAUGAGAUGUCGGGCGAACUGGCAUCCGAGCGCUGGUCGCCCGCACAGCGCGUAGAAUCCGUGCUCAUGUCCAUCCUCUCCCUGCUCGACGACGCCGAGGUCUCUUCGCCUGCCAACGUCGACGCCGCCGUGAUGUUUCGCAAUAACCUCGAAGAAUAUCGCACCAAGGUGAAACGUGACGUCGAGGAGUCCAAGCGAAACAUCCCACCCGGUUUUGUGAUGCCCACCCACGAAUCGACGGUACCCCUGCCGGUCGAGAAAGAAGAUCCGGACUUCUGGGCGGACAGCGAUGUCGAUAGCGACGUGUUCGGUGGCAGCGACUCCGAUGAAGAGCUGAACCUGGACCAAAGUGGUAGCGACGACGAAGACGAGGAGGAUGCGCAGGACGACGAUCGGAUGGAGUUCUAA